This is a messenger RNA of Ceratotherium simum simum (southern white rhinoceros), 2572 nucleotides long. It is a transcript of the gene ZC3H12B, whose product is annotated as zinc finger CCCH-type containing 12B. Lineage: Eukaryota; Metazoa; Chordata; Mammalia; Perissodactyla; Rhinocerotidae. Gene Ontology annotation, cellular component: cytoplasmic ribonucleoprotein granule; nucleus. The record is from RefSeq and is a predicted model, not a curated record. Gene Ontology annotation, molecular function: metal ion binding; mRNA binding; RNA endonuclease activity.
GAUUCCAAACAGGCUAAAAAGAAAAAAAGUUGAUUAGACCUCAGACUGCCCACUGAACGGGAUGACAGCCACGGCUGCCAUGGAGACACCAAAAAUGGAGAAGAGUGCCUCCAAAGAAGAGAAGCAGCAGCCUAAGCAGGAUAGCACAGAGCAGGUCAAUGCUGAUUCUGAAGAGUGGAUAAGCUCUGAGAGCGACCCUGAACAGAUGAGCCUUAAGAGUGGCAACAACAAUGACAACAGCUGCGAACCUGGUGAUGCUCAGUUGAACAAAAAGGAGAUUCCCUCCAAACCACACCGCCAGCUCUGUAGGUCACCCUGCCUAGAUCGUCCAAGCUUCUCCCAGAGCAGCAUUCUACAGGAUGGGAAGCUUGACUUAGAAAAGGAAUACCAAGCCAAGAUGGAUUUUGCUCUAAAGCUGGGCUAUGCAGAGGAACAGAUUCAAUCAGUGCUGAACAAGCUGGGCCCAGAAUCACUUAUUAAUGAUGUGUUGGCAGAGCUUGUCAGACUUGGGAACAAAGGUGAUUCGGAAGGGCAGGUCAACUUGAGUCUGUUAGUGCCUCAGGGGCCCAGCUCCAGACAGACUGCAAACCCUGAACAGUUUCUUGAAGAUGGAAUAGACAACAGUGACAAUUUGAGGCCAGUUGUCAUUGAUGGAAGUAAUGUGGCAAUGAGCCAUGGGAAUAAAGAAGAGUUCUCCUGCAGAGGAAUACAACUUGCUGUGGAUUGGUUUCUAGAUAAAGGCCAUAAAGAUAUUACUGUAUUUGUGCCUGCAUGGAGAAAGGAGCAAUCCCGCCCUGAUGCACCAAUUACAGAUCAAGAUAUACUACGUAAACUGGAGAAGGAAAAGAUUCUUGUCUUCACUCCAUCCCGAAGGGUCCAGGGCAGGAGAGUUGUCUGCUACGAUGACCGGUUCAUAGUCAAAUUGGCUUUUGAUUCCGACGGCAUUAUUGUAUCUAAUGAUAACUACAGAGACCUUCAAGUCGAAAAGCCAGAGUGGAAGAAGUUUAUAGAGGAGCGGUUGCUGAUGUAUUCUUUUGUGAAUGAUAAAUUUAUGCCUCCAGAUGAUCCUUUAGGACGCCAUGGCCCAAGCCUUGAAAAUUUCUUAAGAAAGAGACCCGUUGUUCCUGAGCACAAGAAACAACCAUGCCCUUAUGGCAAAAAAUGUACCUACGGCCACAAGUGCAAAUACUACCAUCCGGAGCGGGCCAACCAACCCCAGCGUUCGGUGGCUGAUGAGCUCCGCAUCAGUGCCAAACUGUCCACAGUGAAAACCAUGAGCAAAGGCACCCCUGCCAAGUGUGGCACAGGGCUGUCUAGUGCCAAAGGUGAAAUAACCUCAGAAGUCAAACGUGUGGCCCCCAAGCGCCAAUCGGAUCCCAGCAUUCGGUCCGUGGCUGUGGAGCCUGAGGAAUGGCUGUCCAUUGUCCGUAAGCCUGAGGCCAGCUCUGUCCCCUCACUUGUGACUGCCCUAAGUGUCCCCACAAUCCCACCCUCCAAAAACCAUGCAGUAGGUGCACUCAAUACCCGUUCAGCCAGCAGCCCAGUGCCAGGAUCUCAUUUCCCCCACCAGAAGGCCUCAUUGGAGCACAUGGCCAGCAUGCAGUACCCCCCCAUCCUGGUUACCAACAGCCACGGGACGUCUAUUAGCUAUGCUGAGCAAUACCCAAAGUUUGAAUCCUUGGGAGACCACGGCUAUUAUUCAAUGUUAGGUGACUUCUCCAAACUGAACAUCAAUAGCAUGCAUAAUCGAGAGUACUACAUGGCUGAAGCAGACCGGGGGGUGUAUGCCCGGAAUCCCAACCUGUGUUCUGACAGUCAUAUGAGCCAUACCAGAAAUGAAAACUAUUCCUCUUACAACAACCUGUACUUGGCUGUAGCUGAUACCUAUCCUGAAAGCAAUUUGAAGCUGCAUCGAUCAGCAUCUCAGAACCGUCUUCAGCCUUUUCCUCAUGGUUACCAUGAGGCCUUAACACGAGUGCAGAGCUAUGGUCCAGAGGAUUCUAAGCAAGCCUCCCACAAGCAGUCAGUUCCCCACUUGGUUCUGCAUGCCCAGCACCCAGCAACUGGAACACGAUCCAGCUGUCCUGGAGACUACCCUAUGCCUCCCAAUAUCCAUCCUGGGGCGACCCCACAGCCAGGACGUGCCCUGGUGAUGACUCGUAUGGACAGCAUUUCUGACUCUCGCCUCUAUGAGAGCAACCCCAUGAGACAAAGACGACCUCCUCUGUGCCGGGAACAACGUGCCAGCUGGGACCCAUUGCCCUGUACAACUGACUCCUAUAGCUACCACUCAUAUCCCUUGAGUAACAGCCUCAUGCAACCAUGCUAUGAGCCAGUCAUGGUACGGAGCGUGCCUGAAAAGAUGGAGCAGCUUUGGAGGAAUCCUUGGGUUGGAAUGUGCAAUGAUUCCAGGGAGCAUAUGAUCCCAGAGCACCAGUAUCAGACCUACAAGAACCUCUGCAAUAUUUUCCCUUCAAACAUUGUCCUUGCAGUAAUGGAGAAGAAUCCCCACACAGCAGAUGCCCAGCAACUGGCAGCCUUGAUUGUUUCUAAGCUUAGGGCUGCACGUUGA